GAAGCAACAGCGGUCGUAAACUUGCCUCUGUAGAAUUGUUGGCCUACAACAAAGUUGGUAAACAGCAGUGGUUGAAUGGGGACGUCAGCAAGUCAAAAUAAAGUCUUUUUCGAGUUGUGACCAUUGCAUUUCUUUUACAAAAAAUUCAAAAUUGUUUGCUAAGCUUCAAGUACUCACUCAAAGUCUGAAAAAAUGUCUACAUAAAUGUGCAAAUGUUGCUUAUGUGAAACAAACUGAUCUAAGCUUCAUAACAAAACAACCGAACAUAUGGAAACCGACUGCCACUACGAAGCAUCAAUUUGUUUUUACAAAAACAUAGGUUUUUACGUCGUCGGCAUCGUUCUUCACUUCACAUAAGCUCCUGAACUCCGAAUUCAAAAUGACACAGCCGCGUUAUGAACUGCUGAAUAGCAGCAGUAAACAAGAAGAUGCUACCAGAGGAGGACUUUUAAGACGUGGUGCAUUCGGUGCACUUGACGAAGAAGGAGACGAUGAAAAUGAAGAGAUUGAACUGGGAACAGAGCACCGUAUUAGGUAUGAAAGCGAUGAGGACGACAGCUAUGUAAAUCGACAAUUAGCGGAAAAAUUCGUUCCUCGUGAUAAUGUGCACAAUGAAACUGGUGUAUUAGAGGGAUCGCCAACAACUGCCCGUAUAGCCGGCUCUCGUCUAUUGCAAAUGGCAAUUGGAACCGUAAUGAUUAUUCUACUAUACUUAAUGCUUUCUAUAGGACUAACAUUCUAUCAACAAAAAUUAAUAAAGAAACUAAAAUACCCUAUGACCAUCGUUGCUUACCAUUUAAUAAUAAAGUUUUUCCUCUCUGCCGCUGUGAGGGAGAUUUACAAAUUGUGGCUUGGCAAAGCAAGAGUGAAAAUAGAUUUACACACGGCAUGGCAAAAAAUGGCUCCAGCAGGCAUAGCAAGUGGCAUUGAUAUUGGUUUCUCAAAUUGGGGGCUUGAACUAGUGCCCAUCUCUUUAUACACUAUGACGAAAUCAUCGACUAUUGUCUUUAUACUCAUAUUUGCGAUCAUGCUUGGAUUGGAAAAAAAGAGUUGUUUCCUAAUUUUUAUUGUCGGCCUCAUUGCGUUAGGACUGUUUAUGUUCACUUACGAAUCAGCACAAUUCAAUACGCUCGGGUUUAUAUUCCUUCUCCUGGCAUCGCUCAGCAGCGGAAUCCGGUGGAGUUUUGCGCAGUUCGUUAUGCAGAAGUCUAAAUUGGGUCUACAUAAUCCAAUUGAUAUGAUAUAUCAUAUGCAGCCAUGGAUGAUUGCCUCAGUAUUACCAUUCUUAAUCACUUUUGAAGCAAACCAACUUUAUACCGAUAUGUGUAAUCUGCCAAACAUACCCACUGGAGUUAUUGUACGCAAUAUGAUUUAUAUAACCUUUGGUGCUGUUUUAGCUUUUCUAAUGGAGUGUAGCGAAUAUUUGGUGCUUUCGAAAACAUCUGGCUUAACACUUUCUAUUGCUGGAAUUUUCAAGGAUAUUUGCCAACUUGCUCUUGGAGUGGAAUUAAACGGUGAUCAAUUGAGCUUAAUAAACGUGUUUGGAUUAGUUGUUUGUUUAGCUGGUAUUUGUAUGCAUUUAUUACACAAAUAUUUAACUCUUACAAGAACGGAAGAACUCGAUAUGGGUGAUGACGAUGGUGACUUUCAUUUCACUGAAUCUAACAUCAGUCCAACAACAAAUGGUAACGGCCAUCAAACUGGCUUCAACGCCGGCGCAAGUGGAAAUGCAUUAACCAACGUAAUGCAAAAGAAACACUCGUCGCAAACAGUGCCGUUGUUAGAACAAAGUGAUUCUGAUGAUUCUAAUAAUGACAAUGAGCAAAGCGCAUCAGAUGUUAUAUUUGACGUAUUGAAACGAAGAGAUAUGCAGCGAUAAGUAAAAGUUCUUUAGGCAUUUUUAAAUAGUAAUUAGUAUUACGAUUCGUAAACUGGCUGAUAGGCUAGAAAAUGUAAAUGUUGUAAAAAUCAUUCCGUAUGUAUUUAACUUUCGAGUAAAUAAUCUGCACUUAAAACUGUGAAAACUUUUUAGUAAGUAAGUGGAUUUUUUGAGGAAUUCUAUCAUUUAUUUUUCAAAAAAAAAAACCUAUUCUAUAAGCUUCUAUCCUCUUUUAGUUUGUAUAUACAUAAUGCAUACGUAUUAAUUAAUGCAAUUUAUUUAACUUGAAAAUGCA
Ceratitis capitata (Mediterranean fruit fly) is the source of this 2174-nucleotide messenger RNA. Its product is annotated as solute carrier family 35 member C2. Gene Ontology annotation, biological process: UDP-glucose transmembrane transport. The coding region runs from base 380 to 1879 and encodes 499 amino acids. The transcript has 6 exons. Gene Ontology annotation, cellular component: endoplasmic reticulum-Golgi intermediate compartment; Golgi apparatus; cis-Golgi network. Gene Ontology annotation, molecular function: antiporter activity. NCBI's taxonomy places the organism in Eukaryota, Metazoa, Arthropoda, Insecta, Diptera, Tephritidae. The record is from RefSeq and is a predicted model, not a curated record.